AUGGAGGCCAAGAUAUUCAGGUUUCUGAAGCUUGUCGGAGUUGGCUUCAAAGCAAGGACAGAGCGUGAAGGCCGCGAAUUGUUUCUGAAACUUGGUUACAGCCACGAGGUGCAGUUCACUGCUCCACCUGCUGUUCGCGUCUUCUGCUUCAAGCCCAACUUAAUUUGCUGUACUGGUAUCGACAAGAACCGGGUGCACAACUUUGCUGGCGCUGUUCGGAACUGUAAACCUCCAGAAGUAUACAAGGGGAAAGGCAUAUUGUACAUUGAUGAAGUUAUAAAGCUGAAACCAGGGAAGAAGCAAAAGAAGUAA
Oryza brachyantha (malo sina) is the source of this 312-nucleotide messenger RNA. RefSeq names its product 60S ribosomal protein L6, mitochondrial. NCBI's taxonomy places the organism in Eukaryota, Viridiplantae, Streptophyta, Magnoliopsida, Poales, Poaceae. Gene Ontology annotation, molecular function: rRNA binding; structural constituent of ribosome. The record is from RefSeq and is a predicted model, not a curated record. Gene Ontology annotation, cellular component: ribosome. Gene Ontology annotation, biological process: translation. The coding region runs from base 1 to 312 and encodes 103 amino acids. The transcript has a single exon.